GUCUUUAGCGGUAGCUUACGUUGUGAAGCUCAUGUAUUUUUCAGGAAGCUCGUUGAUGUGGAAGUUGCCGUCUCAGCUGAUGGUCGAUUGGUGAAGAAAAGCGCUUCGAACGGGUCCGCUCCUGUGCACAAUACGGAUAGUUUUGAAGAUGACGAGAAAGUAUCAGCACAAGACCUCAUUGAUUUCACUCCUGUACAUAGGUGCUGCCAAAUUUUCAACGUGCUUGGCGCAAAAGAAGAGUUUGAUGUGUUCUACCGUCAACAAAGAAAAGAUCAGUGUGAUUUAGUGAUCGAACCUCCCGCAAAGAUGAACUCUUUGAAACAUUAUGUGGACUACCUGGACGAAAUAAUUGGAUUCUUCGUCGUCGAAGAUCACAUUAUCAUAACCGAGCCCACUCUAGCCACAUCUUCUCAUAAGGAUCAGCUUUGGGAAAAUGCAUUGAAGACGAUAGUGCACACAAUGAAUACGCGUUUCGGUGGUUGUCCCGAUGUUGAGAUGAUGCUGCGAAUGAAGAAGGUUAUACUCCUUUUUGCGCUGACUAUGAAGUCGUAUGGAUAUGGAAUUGCUCCGCUGUACUCUCUCCUCCAAAACUUCAGAGAUCAGUAUAACGAAAUUCUAAUGAGUGAAUAUUGUGCACAAUUUGAGAGAGACCUUGAUAAAGACAAUUACACGCCAAUAGUUGUGGAAAACGAGGAGCAGUUCAAAGCUGUUAUCAAAGAAUUUCCGUUCUACAAAAGGAGCAUGGAGCAGGAGCCGUUUCCACGUAAAUUCCCUUACUCCCGCUUUGUAGUAUCCGCUUACUCAAAAGCGAAACUAUACCUCCAAGGUUGCCUGAAGUUUAUGGAACAUCUGCAGCUCACGAAUUCGGAAAUGGAUGACACUGUCAGAAGGUACCACUCUUGCCUUUUUCGCUUUUUUUGGUUUUCCACUUACGAGUUGCAGGUAUGCGAAUGUGUUAUUAUCUCGUUGGUCCGGUAGUU
Messenger RNA from Cylicostephanus goldi, 980 nucleotides. Lineage: Eukaryota; Metazoa; Nematoda; Chromadorea; Rhabditida; Strongylidae. The record is from the annotation of a GenBank genome assembly.